Sorex araneus (European shrew) is the source of this 10417-nucleotide messenger RNA. It is a transcript of the gene XKR4, whose product is annotated as XK related 4. The transcript has 4 exons. NCBI's taxonomy places the organism in Eukaryota, Metazoa, Chordata, Mammalia, Eulipotyphla, Soricidae. Gene Ontology annotation, cellular component: plasma membrane. Gene Ontology annotation, biological process: apoptotic process involved in development; engulfment of apoptotic cell; phosphatidylserine exposure on apoptotic cell surface. The record is from RefSeq and is a predicted model, not a curated record. Bases 96 to 1967 code for a protein of 623 amino acids.
CGGCGGCGGCGGCAGGAGGCGGAGGCGGAGGCCGCGGCGGCGCCGCGCGCCCAGGUGCGGGCUGCAGGCGCGCGGCCGGCCGCUCGGGAGGCAUCAUGGCCGCGAAGUCGGACGGGCGGCUGAAGCGCAAGAAGAGCAGCGACGUGGCGUUCACGCCGCUGCAGGACUCGGAGCACUCGGGCUCGGCGCCGGGCUUGGCGGCCGGCGCGCCGUCGGGGCCGGGGGGCGCGGGCGAGCCGGCGGGGGGCGGCGGGCGGCGCCGCGGCUGCUGCUGCUGCUGCCCGGCGGGCGCGGGCGGCGGCGCGGGCGGCGCGGCGGGCGCCGGGGGCGGCGGCGGCGGCGGCGCGGGCUCGGCGCUGUGCCUGCGCCUGGGGCGCGAGCGGCGGCGCUACUCGCCGUGGGACGGCCUGUGGGUGCUGGCGGCCGUGGCCGUGUACCUGGCCGACGUGGGCACGGACGUGUGGCUGGCGGCCGACUACUACGCGCGCGGCCAGCGCUGGUGGUUCGGGCUGACGCUCUUCUUCGUGCUGCUGGGCUCGCUGGCCGUGCAGGCGUUCAGCUUCCGCUGGUUCGCGCACGACUUCGGCACCGCGGACAGCGCCGCGGCCGGCCCGGGCUGCGCGCCGCCCGCCGCGGGGGACGCCAAGGGGGACGGCGACUCGCGGCCCGGCACGCCGCAGCGGCCCGCGCCCGGCGCCCCCAAGGCCGGCCUCGCGACCCCCGGCGCCGGCGGGGCCCCCCGGCGCCGGUCGGCGUCCUGCGCCUUCUGCAUCUGGCUCCUGCAGUCGCUCAUCCACGUCCUGCAGCUCGGGCAGAUCUGGAGAUACUUCCACACCAUCUACUUGGGUAUCCGGAGCCGCCAGAGUGGGGAGAAUGAGCGCUGGAGGUUCUACUGGAAGAUGGUGUACGAGUACGCGGACGUGAGCAUGCUGCACCUGCUGGCCACCUUCCUGGAGAGCGCCCCCCAGCUGGUGCUGCAGCUCUGCAUCAUCGUGCAGACGCACAGCCUGCUGGCCCUCCAAGGCUUCACGGCGGCGGCGUCGCUGGUGUCCCUGGCGUGGGCGCUGGCCUCGUACCAGAAGGCGCUGCGGGACUCGCGGGACGACAAGAAGCCCAUCAGCUACAUGGCCAUGCUCAUCCAGUUCUGCUGGCACUUCUUCACCAUCGCAGCGCGCGUCAUCACCUUCGCGCUCUUCGCCUCGGUGUUCCAGCUCUACUUCGGCAUCUUCAUCGUGCUGCACUGGUGCAUCAUGACCUUCUGGAUCGUGCACUGCGAGACGGAGUUCUGCAUCACCAAGUGGGAGGAGAUCGUCUUCGACAUGGUGGUGGGCAUCAUCUACAUCUUCAGCUGGUUCAACGUCAAGGAGGGCCGGACGCGCUGCCGCCUCUUCGUCUACUACGCCGUCAUCCUGCUGGAGAACACGGCCCUGAGCGCGCUCUGGUACCUCUACAAGUCGCCGCAGAUCGCCGACGCCUUCGCCAUCCCGGCGCUGUGCGUGGUCUUCAGCAGCUUCCUCACCGGGGUGGUCUUCAUGCUCAUGUACUACGCCUUCUUCCACCCCAAUGGACCCCGCUUCGGGCGCUCGCCGAGCUGCGCGUGCGAGGACCCGGCGGCCGCCUUCGCGCUGCCCGCCGAGGUGGCCAGCGGCACCCUGCGCUCCAACAGCCGCGGCGCGCCCGGCGAGCGCGACCCCAAGCCCCUCUCCGAGCGGGACGGCUGCGUGCCCGUCUUCCAGGUGCGGCCCCCGGCCCCGUCCACGCCCUCGGCCCGCCCCCCGCGGAUCGAGGAGUCCGUCAUCAAGAUCGACCUCUUCAGGAACCGGUACCCGGCGUGGGAGCGGCACGUCUUGGACCGAAGCCUACGCAAGGCCAUCCUGGCCUUUGACUGCGCCCCGUCCCCGCCCCGGCUGCAGUACAAAGACGACGCCCUGAUCCAGGAGCGCUUGGAGUACGAGACCACUUUGUAAUCCCGGGGGGCCCGGCGCAGGACCCCACCCCCCCGGGCCACGCCGCCGCGCCUCCCCGGGCGGGGGCCUCCCACUGGUGGCCCAAGGCGGCCAGCGGUGAUGCUGAUGACUGCGGGGCCGCUGGUGGCCGCCGGGGAAACUAGCCCGUCUCGGUAUCGCCCGCUCCCCGCCAGGGCAUGUGCCAGCCUCAUGAGACUCCUGUUGCCACCAGCCCCUCGGUCGGGGUCUGUCCGCUCAGGCACAGGAGGGGCCUGUUGUUGUAGAAAAUGUUGCCUCCAAUCAAUAGGGUGUUUUGAUGGAGUUGACUGAUCUCUGCAUUAAAAUAUACUCACUCAUACACACGCACACACACACACUCACACACAUGCACACGCACACGCGCACACACACGCACACCUUAUCUCAGUCCUCCGUCAGAAUAGCUUAGGUGAUUUUUCGUCAUGUAAAGCUCCGAUUCCCACAGGAAAAUGAAAGCAAACAGAGAGAGAGAGGGAGAGAGAAAGAGAGAGAGAGUGAGAGAGAGCAAAUCUCUCCCUCGAGUGACUCCAGGAAAAAAAAAAAUAGUCCUGCUUGGAAAAGAAUUCAUAAAUCAUUUUCUAAUUUGGAGUCCCAGCCCAGGUGUUGAAAGCUUAUCCAAUGGACAGCAAAACUCAAGUGUGUUUACAAGUGUGUUUAGAAUCAAUGGAAUGGUUCAUUUCUCGACACGUUUCAGGAUGAUUUGGUUUUAUUUUUCCAUUUUCAGUUGAGAACAUCCUUUAUGACAGAAAUGCUAUGCAGCACGUGUUUGGCUUUCCACAAGACCAAGAAGCUCGCUAUCUUAGUGAUGUCAAGUAGACAGGAUCAUGAUUCAGUAUUCCAUUGCAAAAAAAAAAAAAUGCAUCCUGUGUACACAGAGAGGAAGUAGGGGGUGGCGGGAGGAGGAGCAUAGCCUUGAAUUCCCAGCCUGUGAACUCACUUGGAACCUAAGGGCAGACAUGGGAGAGGGUCGGGGUAUCACCGGACGGUCCUGGAGGCGAGUGCCUGUCUCCGCACUUGCAGGUACAAACGAUGCCACACCACGCCCUGCCACCUUUCCUAGUGCCAAACACCGUGCAACCCCAGGACCGACAGCCCUGAGCAAAUGAGCAUUAGGGGCUCAGUCUCUCCCCCGAAAGAGACAUGAGAGCGAAAAAUCAAGUUCUCCGAUGGGUAGAGAUUUCCCUUCCCAUGCCCCCCCCGCCCCCCAACACAAGGUGAAAGCGACGUAUAUCUUAGAGGUUUGGGGACACUAUUCAGUAAGGAUGAUCAGCUACAUGCAAUGAAUAUGUGAAAAAAAAACCUUCUGAACUGAUUGAGGGCUUAUCCCUAGAUCCAGCUAAGAUUUGUAUGUGAAUCAUUUGUAAAGUCGCACUCUUACAACAAGCUUCUGGGUUAUAUAAAUACCUCCGUACAGCCAGUAAAGGUCCUUUCUGUUUCCUGUGUCCUGGGUCAUGGUGCUUUUUGUUGCAUUAAAAGUGCCGGUCAAACUUUGAUAGUAUUUUUUUAUAGUUGGUGCAGAGUGGAAUAACUCAUGGAUUAUUUCAAUAUUUUUGUAAUAAAAUAUAUAGGGUACACAUAUAGGCAUCAUCACUUUUUUUAUAGACCUGGAGUCAUUUAAAAUACUUUCAACGUCAUCAUUUCUUGGGAUGGCAGAAACUGGUCCACAGAUCUCAUCGGCCCACGUCAGCAGCCUGAAAGCACAUGUGUCUUGCAAGAUCACCCUCCUUUGCAAUGCUGGUGUCCCAGGAAGCUGGCCAGGGGUGCUAUCAGAAUAUCAGGUGACAAGAGAAUCAGCUUAACUUUUAGAAAGGGCUUGUCAAGACUGGCCAAUGUUUCCAGGAACUCAAUGAGCGAGUAUUCUCAUCCAUCCGUUAGAGCGAAGCUGACCACAGUGGAAGUGGUCUUAAACUUCCUCCUUUAGUUUUGUACUGGCCUGCCUCAAAGAUUAGCUCUUAGUCCAGUCUCGAAGAAGAGGAAGAAAGUCAGCUUCACUUUUCAGUACUUGACUCUCCUGAAUCCAAUUAAAAUAGUCUAGUUCCAUAGUCACCACCUGCCAUGGUUGUAUCAUACAAAGACUACGGUCCCCAUGUUGGUGGCAUAGAAAAUUACAGAGGGUUCAGCUUGGGACUUCUUUGGGUACAAAGCUCCAGAGAAAUGUCUAAGAAAUAGACCUUUGUUUCCCAGUAGGCUUCUUUUCUUAAUCCUAUAUAGUUUGAUCCUCCAAGCAAGAUUUCCAUUAAAAUGAUUUUUCUUUCAGCUGUGAAAAAUUACCUAGUCACAGAACGGCUCAAGAAGACACUACUCUUGUUGGCACUUGGUAAAAACAUUCCCUCCCUGUUGUGGAGGGGGGUGGGGAGGAGGAGCUUAUUGGCAAACACUUUACUUCUGUACAAAACCAUGAGUUAUUAGCUCCUCUUUUUCCAAGACAAUUUUAAUUUGAUGAUUUGGGGGAAUUGGAUUGCUCGAUUGAACUCUGCCGUGGCUCCAUGAGUGAAUAGCAGAUGGCAGUCUAACAGUAUUAAAUCAGCAAAACCUCACCAGGCCCCACCGCUCUUCAGUCAUAGUAGAAGUUUCAGAUAGCCACUGCAGCUCCUGAGUGAUGACGAUAAAUACAUCCGUUUAUGAAAAACCAAGGCAGGAGUGCAUGAAAAGAGAGAGAAAACAGCAGGACUUCAUGUCAGACACUAAUUUUGUGGUAAAGAAACUGCUCCAGUGAUAGGCCCCGAGCUGGCUGGUCCCUCGCCUGCUGACUAGCUGCGAUGGCAGGAGCUUCAGCAGGACAGUAGGAGGAGAUGUGGCAAGACGCUUCACACACUAAAACCUAUAAAACAUGCGUCCCUGAAGAGUCCUCAUUUAUACACCAGUGAGGAGCGGGGUUCGAAUGGCCUUACUCACCAUCCCCUUGUAAACUCAGCAGGACAACCCAAAAGCCUUCGUGUUCGGACUCCCCAAACACAGUUUAAAAGCAUUAGCUGGAUCUUUGACAGAUAUUUUUGAUGAUGGUUCAGUUUGCCUCUUAGUCUGUCAUUAUGAGAAAUUAGUAGGAAAAGUAAUUCUCGUGAGACAGACUAAUGGAAGUGAAGAGAGGUAGGUAGUUUAAGCAAUUUUUCAAUGUAAACAAAAGCCCUUUUUUUUGCCAUUGACCACUAACUCAAAAGUUUUGAAUUUUCAUCACGAUGAAGUUUUUUGUGGUUGGAGGCCUCUUGGCACAUCUGAAUUUCCAAAAUGACUACUGAACCAUCUUCACUAAGCCAAAAAGAUACUGUAGUCAGCUUAAAAAUGUAAGCCGGUCCACAUGAAUGGGAAUAUUUUGAAGGUGUUGACUUUGCUGUGGGGAUGUUAAACACCAGGACAUAUGGGAAAUGUAGAUGUGUAAGUAUAUGUUCUUUUCAUCCACUUGUCUGCUCGCUUCUACAGCGACAGAAAGUGUUCAGGUGUCAGUAACGGAACUGAACUGUCCACUGGUACUCUGCUGAAAGAUCUCUUUGUUGUUCAAAGAGGAAUAAGUAAUGCAGAAAAAAUUUAAUUUGGUUUUUAUUUACUUUCUAUAGACACUUGAACAAAGAGGUCUGGGAAGCUUUUCUGGAUGUAUUCUGACAUAAUUUCCGCAGAGACUUCCAGAAUAGUAAUUCCAGAGACUUGCCAGUUGGCCCUGCCUAGUAAGAAAGCAUUUCACUGACCCCUUUCCAUCCAUAAUAAUGUCAUUAUUUCUUCUCUGCUCCUCACAUAAUCUCGAUCAUUCAAAGUCUACUUGAUGGAAUUGUUCAAGGAAAAUGCAGAUUUGUUCAACUUUAAUGUUUAUUUUAAGGACCUCAUACCUUUUGAGUUAGAGCUAGCUUAAACCAUGUAAUAGAAUUAUUUUAUGAUGAAUUCUAUUGUUCUCAGAGCUUUAGAAAAUAUUUCUUUCUAGGUAAGCAAUGCAUUUUGGGAAAGGGAUUGUUUUGCAGAUGUUGUUUCGAUGGCCAAGGACUUGUUGGGUAAAGCAGACUGGUAUAUUAAUGUUUCCUUUGUAGUUGUGGGGAAAACAAAACUAGAUAACUUCAAAAGUGAACUUAUUUUCCAACAGGGAAGUUUGAACUCUUGCAUUUUUGGUCAUCUUUGGGUGUUUUUUAUUUAUUUUUAUUUGACUCUAGACUGAUUGGUAAACACAUAUAUUCCUCAGCUUGUGUGCUUACCUCAUUAAUGUUCUGAAGCUGGGCAGAAAGGCAGGCAAAUUGUUCAGACCAAUUUCCUUUCAAGUGCACUUAUGUUGCAGAACUGGUUUGAAGCAUUGACCAUAUGCAGGCACAUGGAGCCCCAAGAGUCAGCUAUGCAAAACCCGUAAGAGAAUUUCCAGAGAAAAUCUAAAUGGUCCGUAGGUUUUUUUAGGUUGUCUUUGGCUGUGUCAAAUGUUACAUUUAGUGCCAAGUUAAAAUGUUUUCAUGGGGUAGGCAAUGCCCUUGCACAUUGCAUCCCUCUGCCCCGGAAGCUGCAGAGGUGUCCCAGAGACAAAAGGGACACUUCACUCCGUAGAGUCAGGGCCCCACAGAGCUGCUAUUUCCAGUUUCUCAACCCUUCGCUCACCCAUCACUUUGACUUAGCUUUUCUUUCUCCUGGGUAGUCUUACUUCAUCAAACUGUCCAAAUCUUUUGAUAUUCGUGUUAUCCAAAAGGAUGUUCAAUUCAAGACUCAGGUAAAAUGGUGACCACGAGGCAACAGGUAAUUGACAGCUACCAAAUCAUUAGGAAUGUUUUCCUGUUAUCUCUUAUGUGAUGAAGAAAUAGAAUUUAUAGGAAGCUCAAAAUCCCUCUGCUAAAUAUACUGACUACUUUAAACAUAUUUGGAAGACAUAAAACAGUAUCCUGUCAUGAAAUAAUUCCUUUCUGGAGAAAAGUAGGAAUGCCCCUGUUCAGUGAUGGGAACCCAUAGUCUUAUCUUUAUCUGUUAGUUCAGCCUCAGAAGCUCGGCCGCCUCCUCCUGUGUGAAAGAGCGACCAUGCUCAUUUCUUACCUCAUAAGAAAGGUGUUGCGAGAUUAGAGUCUUUGAGGACUUUGACACUUGUGACCUAGUAUUAGCAUGAAGGGGAAGUCUGUGUGGCCAGGAGUAAUAAACUGUGGGGGAGUUGAUGGAGACUUAACAGCAAUAACUCAACAAGCAAAGAGCAUGAUUAUUUUUGGUCAUUAAUAAAAGUGAACCCUUUUUAUCAGUGGUCUAUAUAUAGGACUUUUAAAGAAGUAUCAGUUUUUUCAUGAGAAAAGUAAUUUUUCAUAUAAACAUGGUUAAAUUCCAUAUAGAAUGACUAUUUUCCUCUUAAUUGAAUGGACUAUUGCUAAAUAUUCUAUAUAAUAUUAAAUAUUUAUUAACUACCCAGAACACUUGAUUCCUGGUGCCUGGUCCCAAGAAUUGAUUUCCAGAAUGUGUGUAUGAGACUCAAGUCUGUACUGAACAUUGCCCAGCUGCAUUCUGAAACCCAGAGCGUGAGAGCAGAAAAUUUCAAUAGCUACUACUGAGAUUAGAUUUUAGUUUAUUCACACAGAUUUUUAUUCCCCUGUCUAACAUGAUAUUUCUUCUCCCUUUACAGCCCAGUAAGACAUAUUAGCUAUGUUUCUUCCUGGAACUCCAGGACUGGAUAAUUUUCAGAUUUGAAAUGUUUUGCAGAUAUUUCAAAGAAGUGUAUGCACAAGGGCUUCAGCUACAUUGAUGCAUGCUUAGAUAUGCAAAGAAUCAUCAAGGAGAUGGUACACAAACCACCACAGAGAAUAUUUUGCACAACUUCCACUGGAAGUAAUAGCUUCUCUCUUAUUUAAAUAUUUGGCCCUGAUAAGAACUAGUUCUAAAUAACAUAAUUUGCGUUAUAAUCAUUUGUCGUAUUUUAGUCACCGAGGCAAAGUUGUAAAGUAGGGAUACACUCAUAAAACAUACUAAUAAGACGCGUAAUGUUUUAGUGGUGUGAUUGCGUGAGGUAAAAUUAUAUACUUGCAUUUUAUCAUUGUUUCCUCUCUUAAUAAUCAUUUUCCUUUGCAGAGAAACAUUUUGCAUGUCUUAGAAAAAUGAAGACGUCCAAUUAACAUUCUGUUCCAUGAACAAAUCCCUCCCAGCAUCCCCAAAAGGAGCAAUUUGCUUUAGAGAAAUGUCUCACAACUUUUUACAUUCUUCUUUUUUAACCUGGCAUAUUAUUAUCACAAAAAUUCUUUAUCUAGAUGAUAUGAGGUAGCUGAAAAAUGUAACUUUGAAUCAGUCCUAAUGGAAGUUUCUGCUUGACUUGUAAAGGGGCCACGAAGAGAAACUUUCUCUGCAAAUGUAUCCUGUUUUCUUUCUCAAUUACUAAGGAGUUCAGUGCAUAGAAAGGAUGUACAGAGACAAGUGUAUUUGGUUUUCUCCAGGUCAGAAUAAGGAGAGGCACCUAGUACCAGAGAGUAACUCCCCUUUAGAACUGAAUAAUGAGUUGGAUUUAGGGCUAAGGAAAAAAUCAUUGUCAAUUAUCCCUCCUAUUGACUCUUUUCUCAACUCUCACCAAAUUCUUCUUUAGGAUCGAAAGGUUAAGAUUAGAAACCGGAAGUGUCUAAUGAUGAUGAUUACUGCCAUUUCAGGUGAUAGCUUUCAAGCAGAAAUGGUGAAAGCGUGCGUGAGAAACAUAAUUAGUAGAGGUAUAGACUUUGUCCUGACACUCUACCAAACAAAUCCCAAACAGAUUCUCCUGUCACUAAUAUUCUGGUUUAAUUAAUAGCACCUAAUAGGAAAAGAUAUGAUCAUUUUCCUCACCAGUAAACCACUGCACAAUGUAAACCUGCUUUCCAGUGGCAAGAAUUUUUGCUGUUGAUUUUUGUUUUCUCAUUCUACAACUAUUUUAAGUCAAUACGUUUCACAUCUAACUACCUCAGCUACUGUUGAUUUAUUUAGAAAUAUGCCAUCAUGCACUUUGUAGCCAACAAAGUUUUCAUUUGACAUUUCAAAAAUCAACUUGGUGCAAAGAAAUUUUCAAACACAUAGAUAGCACGUAAGCAACCCGGCUUCCACAGGUUGUACUUAAUUUUGUCCGUUUGUUUCUAAGUUCCCUUCGGGGUAAGAAUUCUUGGUUUUUUUUUUCCCUCCACACCAAGGAAGCUGCUCAACAGUUACUUAGUUUGCCUUAAACGUUUUGUGGCCCCUUCCCAGUUCAACUCGCUUUUUGUUUUCAGUCUCUCUCUGAGUAAGACAAUGUCACAGGUGGCAGAUGAAAAGCACACAGAGAAGAGAUCACGAUGGCGGAGUUCUCUGUCGUGGACGCUCUGCAUGACACUCUGGUCCUGUGAACUUGCUUUCCUGUGCUUCUCCCUCCCAUGACUGUACAAAACGAAGGUCUGAGAGCCCCUCCCCCCCAACCCCGCACCCAGUUAGGGAACUGUGUGUUUCUCUCUCCCAGUACAAGUGCAGUGCCUGGACCCGAAUGAUCGCCUUGGCAGUUCUUGUGCUUUUUACUUUGUAAACAUUGUACAAAUGUAUUUGGAACUUGAUUUUAAAUGAAAAAAUUAACUAGCUAUUAAUUUUUUUUUGCCUUCUUGUAAAUAUAUAGAUUCCAACUCCAUGUAUCCAAACAUUCCUUUAGCGUUCGGGUUGUAAGAGUGUCUUUAUUGGCUGGAGGCCGUGGCCCAGAUGCUCUCGUGGAAAGCACAGUGUGUGGAGUAUUUGAUGUACUGCAGAACCAUCGUCAUUUUGGUCUGUUAAGUCAAUUGCAAUUUGUGAUGAAAUGAAGUGGAAAGUAGUGCUUCAUAAUGAACAAAUUUCCUUGGUUACAUGAUUUUUUUCUUGUAAAACUUUAAAAAAAAACUUGAAAUUUUAUAUAUUUGGAUUUUGUAGAGUUUUUUUUUAAUUUUAUUGCAACACAAGGUACCAAAAUCAUUAAAUAAAGUACACUGUGGUCAUUUUAAAACAAGUGUGAGUUCCUGAUUCUUUCUCUGGCUAGGAAAAGAGCAGGAAAUCAAAUAUGUAAGAUGGGAAGGUGCUCAAGGGAUAUCAGUGCCAGGACAAGUAAUCGCAACCUGAAAAAAGAGAGAGCUGUGUUUUGUCAAAUCUGAAAUAAAAUUAAAUUAUAUUGAUUUCUAGGAUAAGUUUCAUUUAUUGAUGUCUGCAGUGUGCUAAAGAAUACUUCUCUAGAACAAUGGUAAAAACAAAGAUGUUUUGAAUCACAAAGAGUCUUAAGAAUCUAAUUCAUGUGUUUUAAACUAUUACAACAUUGUCAAUGGCAAAAGUACUUUUUAAAGAAAUGAUGUAUCUCGGUUCCUGGUUCUCCGACAAACUUAAUUUUUUUAUGAUUUAUAUAAUUGUUUACAUAUUUAUGGCUUAUAUAUAAUUGUUUUCUCAAAUGGUCUGAUCGCUCUGUUUUUAAAAUUUUUUCUAUGUAUUUGGUAAGAGUACAAUUGGUUACAAAAGACUUACUUUGUAAAAUGUUAAGAAUAAAGGAGAACUGCACUCUC